AUGUUGCCUAAUAUGAACUAUCUCAAUCGCUUUAUUCCUGUGGCAUUUCGACGCACAUUUUCAAUCUCUGCUGUGACACCUCGAUCGACACGUGGCGGUGUGGAAGGACGUGAGGUGACUUAUCCGAUCGCAGACAAGAAACCAAAAUAUGUGAAGGAGUGCAAGGAUGCUGUUUCCAUCAUUAAAAGCGGGUCGCACAUAUUUGUGCAUGGCAUUGCAGCGACACCAACCCCACUUCUGGAGGGUCUUUGUGAGCAUGUCAAAGCAAAUAAUUUCAAAAAAAUAACUUUACAUCAUAUGCAUCUGGAAGGUCAUACUCCAUGGUUAGCUGCUGAUGUUAAAGAUCGUAUCCGUUCGAAUUCUUUAUUCACUGGACACAACUUGAGGGGUGCUGUUAAUGAUGGAACAGCUGAUUUUAAUUCAAUUUUUCUUCACGAAAUUCCAUUGUUGUUCCGAUCAGGAAUGAUUCAUCUAAACGCCGCGUUAAUUACGGUUUCACCACCUGAUUCUAAUGGUUUUUGUACACUCGGAACUGGUGCUGACUCUACUCGUGCUGCAGUAACUUUAGCAGAUUACGUCAUAGCAAUUUGUAACAAGAACAUGCCACGCACUUUCGGUGAUACAGUAAUCCAUGAAAGUCACAUCGACUUUAUGGUUGUAAAUGACUUCUCUCUUCAUGAACGAAUCGGAGCUGUACCAGAUGCUGCUUUGAAUGCGUUGAGCAACCAUAAAAAUCUCGGAAUACAUACAGAAAUGUUCUCAGAUGGUAUUUUGAAACUUGUCCAAUGCAAUGCUAUAACUAAUGCUAAAAAAACUCUUCAUCCAGGAAAAAUGGUGGUUUCGUUUGUUUACGGCUCCAAAAAACUGUAUUCCUUCUUGCAUGACAACCCUUUCGUAUUUUUUGGUGACGUUGCUUGGGUAAAUGAUCCAUCGAUUGUGAAAACGAUGCCAAAAAUGACUGCAAUAAACUCAGCAGUAGAAAUUGAUCUUACUGGCCAAGUUGUUUCUGAUUCUGUGGGUUCCCGAUUUCUUUCCGGUUUUGGUGGACAAGUAGACUUCAUUCGUGGCGCAGCGCUUAGUAUCGAUGGUCUUGGAAAGCCCAUUAUUGCUCUUCCGUCUUUAACAAAAAAAGGCGAAUCGAAAAUUGUUCCUUAUCUCAGUAAGGGAGCGGGAGUGGUGACAUCACGAGCCCAUGUACAUUAUGUGGUUACUGAAUACGGUAUAGCUCAAUUGUGGGGCAAAAAUAUGCGACAGCGGGCAUAUGAACUAAUAAGAAUUUCACACCCAAGUCAGCGAGAGCAACUGGAAAAAGCAGCAUUUGAAAGGAUGAAAGUGAUGCCAUCAUCGGAUUAA
Messenger RNA from Loa loa (African eye worm), 1353 nucleotides. RefSeq names its product acetyl-CoA hydrolase/transferase. The transcript is spliced from 10 exons. Gene Ontology annotation, cellular component: mitochondrion. Gene Ontology annotation, biological process: acetate metabolic process. The record is from RefSeq and is a predicted model, not a curated record. NCBI's taxonomy places the organism in Eukaryota, Metazoa, Nematoda, Chromadorea, Rhabditida, Onchocercidae. Gene Ontology annotation, molecular function: acetate CoA-transferase activity. The coding region runs from base 1 to 1353 and encodes 450 amino acids.